Messenger RNA from Phyllostomus hastatus (greater spear-nosed bat), 4666 nucleotides. RefSeq names its product zinc finger protein 772 (gene ZNF772). Lineage: Eukaryota; Metazoa; Chordata; Mammalia; Chiroptera; Phyllostomidae. The transcript is spliced from 5 exons. The record is from RefSeq and is a predicted model, not a curated record. Gene Ontology annotation, molecular function: RNA polymerase II cis-regulatory region sequence-specific DNA binding; DNA-binding transcription factor activity. Bases 219 to 1616 code for a protein of 465 amino acids. Gene Ontology annotation, biological process: regulation of transcription by RNA polymerase II.
UUUUUUUGGUUUUUGAUUAGUCCUCCUCUUCAGUCUCGUGGACGCACUCUAAGACCCGAGUGACACGAGAAGAGGUGGUUCUUCCCUGAACGGAGGCCAGCUUGAGGCUCGGCUGUGGCGCCUCACGUGUCCCCUGGCUGCCAAAGCCCGGUUCCUCGCACUUGUCUCCCGCCUUUUAUCCUCUCUCCUCCCCCGCCUUCUCCCGUCCACAGGUUCAGAUGGCGCAGGUUCCCAUGAACUCAGAAGUAAUUGUGGACCCUAUGCAGGUAACCUUCGAGGACGUGUUCAUGCACUUCUCCCAGGAGGAGUGGGGGCUCCUUGAUGAGACUCAGAGGCUCCUAUACCGCGAUGUGAUGCUGGAGAACUUGGCACUCACAGCCUCACUGGGAUAUGCAUCUUCCAUGCCCCGUGGGGUGGCUCCACUGGAGCUGUGCAAUGAAUCCUGGCUAUCAGACUGGGCACAUAUGACUACAGCCAUGACCAGAGAGGCUCAGGGUGAGUGUGACCCUGGUUCUUGGCAUAAAAUGGAGGAUAAGAAAACAAUGUUUAAGCAGAAGGUCUCUACAGGAGGAGCAUCACAGGCCAGAACUCCUAAGGCGGGCCCUUCUACCCAGAAAGAAGCCUAUCCCUAUGAGACAUGUGGCCCGGUCUUGAAAGACAUUUUGCGCUUGGCUGAGCACCAAGAAACACACCCUGGGCAGAAACCAGGGGGGAAACAAUUCUGCUUCAGUGCAGACCUUAACCACCAGAAACAGCAUGGUGGAGAGAAAUCCUUCAGAAGAGACGAGGGCCAGGACUUUCUUGUGAACAGCUGCUCUGGCCAGCCUUUGGAAAUACCCUUUAUGACUGUGGAAGGUUGUAAGGACUUCUCGACUAACUCAGGCAUUUUCCAGCACCACGCCUCUUGCAGUGAGUGGAAGCCACACACUGGACAAAGGCAUUAUGAGUGCAGCGAAUGUGGGAAAACCUUCAACCGCAAAGACUCUCUUGUCCAGCACCAGAGGGUCCACACUGGAGAGAGACCAUAUGAGUGUAGUGAGUGUGGGAAAACCUUCAGCCGCAAACCCAUACUUGCUCAGCACCAGCGAAUCCACACUGGAGAAAUGCCCUACGAGUGUGGCGUAUGUGGGAAAGUGUUUAAUCACAGCUCCAACCUCAUUGUACACCAGAGAGUUCACACUGGAGCAAGGCCUUACAAAUGUAGUGAGUGUGGGAAAGCCUAUAGCCACAAAUCCACACUUGUUCAGCAUGAGAGCAUCCACACUGGAGAAAGGCCUUACGAGUGCAGCGAAUGUGGGAAGUACUUUGGUCACAAAUACAGACUCAUUAAACAUUGGAGCAUUCACACUGGUGCGAGGCCUUAUGAGUGCGUAUCCUGUGGGAAAUUCUUUAGCCAAAGUUCUGACCUUAUUGCACACCAGAGGGUCCACAAUGGUGAAAAGCCCUAUGAGUGCAGUGAGUGUGGGAAAGCCUUUAGCCACAAACAUGUGCUUGUUCAGCACCAUAGGAUUCACACUGGGGAAAGGCCAUAUAAGUGCAGUGAAUGUGGGAAAGCCUUUAGGCAAAGAGCUUCCCUUAUCCGACACUGGAAAGUUCACAGUGGAGAAAGGCCAUAGGAUACUGGGAUAAGUCAUCUCCUUGUUCACCAGUGAGAAGAAGCUCUGUGACUUUGAGAGUAGCCAUCAACUGGAAUUUGAACCCCGUCAAUCUGAACACCCAUUCCAGGGAGAUUCUUCUGAGGGCCUCUUCCAUGGUAAGCUUUCUAGAGCAAUAUUGUACUUUGUCACCUGCCCAGGACCCCUGCCAAAAUUCCAUCACUGCCAGUGUCUCUGAAAGAAGCCAUCCUUCUAUGCAAUGGCAGGGUGCCACAUUGUGCAAAUAUCACCCCAACAAGCUCUGUUAGGCACACCUGUGCUGCUCCUUUUCCUACAGGGAAUCCUCAGUAUCCUGAGCCCAUUGAUCCUAGUCCUUCCUGUCCCUCCUGCCCUGGCUUCUUUAAGCAUGGACAUGGCCCAGUUUCAGCCAGGAGGAUGCAAGUUUUGUUUGCUGGCUGCUUACAGAGCAGGAUUCCAGUUUUUGUGGACUUUAUUGGGGUCAUGUGGCACUCAUGGUAGAUUUGUCCAUCCUCUAAGUUCCCUAACUUGGGAAAUGCCUGCCCCAGUAUUGUGGUGUUUCAGCAAAUGCCUUAAUUUUUAAACCUGGGAUCUUAAUCUUUAAUCUUGGGGUUUCAGUUUACUCUGUAGGCUGAGUGGAGGACAGAAGCAGGCUCAGCCUACAUGAAGGGAUGGGUAGCUUUAGGAAGUGCUCAGUGUUCUGAGUUCAACAGCAGACACAACGACUCAUUCUAAUUUCCACCUAACUCGCACUGCUGCCCAAGGCCUCCUAGGGAAGAACACCAGACUGUGUGGGCCUAACCUUUUGUCUUGUGUGCCAAGAUUACCUGUGAGACUUUGGUGGAUAUUUGUUGUGGCAACCACUGGUCGGUCUGGGAACACCAUGCAUUGAGUCCCUUGUUCCCAGGGGAUGUUUCAUAUUUUCUUGCCCUCUUGAGGAGAGCCUGACCCCCUUGGGCUUGCCAACAGCCCUGAAAUCUAAUAUUCAGUAGGCAAAUGUCACUUUCCCCUAAAAGACUAGGUAGGAAUCACAAUUGGUACAGAGACACUGAUACCAAUAUGGAAUUGGGGGAUUGCAGCAAACCUAGCGGAUGUAACUUCCAAAGGUGUAUCCACAAACAUUCCCUCCACUAUGGCAUUGGUAUGAGGGCUUACAGAAAUUCUCAGGGCUCCCAUAUUUGUGUGUCUACUGUGGCUGUGGUCACUAUCAGAGAAAUUAAACAUUUUCUACAAUAAACUACCUAUUUAUAGUGUACAGUUUGAUAUGGUCCAAUGCGUUUGCACUUGUGAAACCAAGUUCCUGAUUCCCAUUAUAAUCCCUCUCCUGACCCCAUUCCCAGGCAAGCACUCCUGUCACUAGAUUUGUGUUUCCUAGAAUUUUAUAUAUGAUGUAUAUGGACUAAUUUAAUAUUUACUUAUAUAUCUGACUUAUUUGACUCUGCAUGGUUAUGUUGUGAUUUAUCAGUGUUUUUCUGUAUCAGUAGUUAAUUCUUUUUAAUGCACAUAUUUGCUGAAAGUGUUCCCUUUGGGGGAAAUAAUUCCAAAGCAAGCAAUCCAGGAGGACUCAUACAACAAUGAAACCAUAGUAUGUAUUAUAAUCUUAACUUGAAAAUGAUGCGCCAUCAUUUAUGACAUGAUCUCUGGCUGACACAGACUAAUUCUGCUACAAGGUGGCAGGAGGCUCCACAAUAGUGAAAAUGCAAGAGGUGGGAUUUGCGGGGAGGCGGGGGCAAUUUCUUUGACAUUGAUGACCAUAAUUAUAGUUAUUUUGAAUUUUCUUUACCUUUUUAGUCUUUGAUGAUGAAUUACAUUGAUUUUCAAAAGGUGAAACUAACCUUUCAUUUGUGAGGCAGGUCCCAGUUGGUCAUAAUGUAUUAUUUUUAUGUAUUAUUGGAUUUUACAGUCAUGCACUUCACCUCGAUUUCAUCAUUAUGUAAACAUCAUGGAGGCACUUACACAAACCUGGAUAGUCUAGCCUACUACAUACCUGGGCUGUAUAGUACAGCCAGUUGUUCCUAGGCUACAAGCCUGCACAGCAUGUUACUUUGCUAAGGUACUGUAGGCAGUUCUAAGAAUGGUAAGUAUGUAUCUAAACAUAGAAAAGGUACAGUAAAAAAAAAAUGGUGCACUGUAUGGGGCACUUACAAUGAAUGGAGUUUGCAGGACAUGGAGUUGGUCUGGGUGAGUGAGUAGUGAGUGAUGUGAAGGCCCAGGACAUUACCGUACAUGACUAUAGACUUGAUAUACUGUAUAGUUAGGCUACACUAAAUUUAUUUUUACAUACUUUGAUUUCUUCAAUAAUAACCUUUGCUCACUGUAACUUUUUUACUUUUUUUUUUUUCUGGAGGGAGAUUCCUCCCCUUCUCACCCCCCUCCCUGAUUCCCCAAUUCCUUUUUUACUUAAACCUAAUUUCAAAAGCUAUUCAGUUCCUGUAAUAACAGCUCCAAGCACAAACACCUUGUAUAGCUGUACAAAAAUGUUUUCUUUAUACCCUUGUUCUAUAAGCUUUUUUCUAUUAAAAUUAUUUUUUACUUCUUAAACUUUUUUGUGACCACAUACAUGAAGACUAGACAGAAGUAGAUGAUAAUGAAAGCAUAAACCUUAGUGGGUCCACAUUUUUUGAGAAAUGGACAACCUAGCACCUCACUGUGGUGGGGGAAGUUGUGCCUAGCUCACCACACUCCACCCAGGGUUGACCGGGUGGAUCCCCAGUGGUUCCAUUGUGGCCAUAAUGGUGUGUUGGGGAGGGUGUUAGGCCACAGUUAAUUGAGGCUGCUGUUGCCUAUACAUUGGCCCAAUUGUCAGGCACAGUAAUUUUUUCACCCAAAAUUGGUCUUUUCCUGCUACCAAAUAGGUGGACACAGCCCCUGGUCACUGUAGACAAAGAAGAUGGCUCUCUGGUGGAUGUGCAGGAUUCUGCUUGAACAGGACAUGCACGGCUCUGUUCUUGCUUGAUUCUCUGCAUCUGACUCAUGUGCCUGGGUCACCGAGCAUCCAAGGACAGUGUGAUCCUCACCUUGUGCGCUCCCCACCACAGACACCUGGUAUGGUU